Molecule: messenger RNA, 297 nt
Organism: Didymosphaeria variabile
Lineage: Eukaryota; Fungi; Ascomycota; Dothideomycetes; Pleosporales; Didymosphaeriaceae
Exons: 2
Coding region: 1-297 (98 amino acids)
Source: RefSeq, a predicted model, not a curated record
AUGGGUAGAUUUAAGAAAAAGCUGGACUCCCACUCCAGGAAACGAGCCUGGAUCGAGGGCCUAAAGGCCACAACGCUGCAAGACGUUGUUGACGAACUGACCAAGGCUCGGACAAUAUACGAAAAGAAGAAGGGUGAUUCAAGGAUUAAAAAGUAUAUUGUGUCAUUAUCGCAAAGAGUCGCGUACUAUGGGAAGGUAUUGGACGUGAUGGUACAGCACCAUCCGGAGUACGUCUCCCUGGCAUGGGGCGCUAUGAAGUUGGUGUUCGGUGUGCGUAUCUUCCAGACGUGUAUAUAG